This is a messenger RNA of Centruroides sculpturatus (bark scorpion), 436 nucleotides long. Its product is annotated as cytochrome P450 4V2-like. The record is from RefSeq and is a predicted model, not a curated record. Gene Ontology annotation, molecular function: oxidoreductase activity, acting on paired donors, with incorporation or reduction of molecular oxygen; monooxygenase activity; heme binding. The annotation marks the transcript as partial. The transcript is spliced from 4 exons. NCBI's taxonomy places the organism in Eukaryota, Metazoa, Arthropoda, Arachnida, Scorpiones, Buthidae.
AUGGCCGUAAAACAGAGUUAUCACACAAGUUCAAUGACUUUAUGCUGGUGUUUAUAUGAACUGGGAAGAAAUAAGAUAGUACAAUCGAGAGUUCAAGAAGAAAUGGAUUUUAUAUUUUAUAAUGACAUUCAGCGCACAAUUUCAAAAGAAGAUUUAAACAAAAUGAUUUAUUUGGAAUGCGUAAUUAAGGAAACGAUGAGAUUAUAUCCAGUUGUUCCAAAUACAGCCAGAAAAUCGAAACAAAACCUGAAAUUUGGCGGUAUCAAAUAUUCGAAAGGAACUUCGUUUAUAAUACCGAUAUUUCAUUUGCAUCGACAUCCGAUUUAUUUUCCAAAUCCGAACGUGUUUGAUCCAAACAGAUUUCUUCCAGAAAAUUCUUCUAAUAUAAACAGUUACGCAUACAUCCCUUUCUCGGCUGGGAUAAGAAUGUGUAUUG